This is a messenger RNA of Ceratosolen solmsi marchali, 526 nucleotides long. RefSeq lists its product as uncharacterized. Lineage: Eukaryota; Metazoa; Arthropoda; Insecta; Hymenoptera; Agaonidae. Bases 1 to 516 code for a protein of 171 amino acids. The record is from RefSeq and is a predicted model, not a curated record. The transcript has 3 exons.
AUGAAUUUAAGAAUUAAUAUUUUAGGUUCUUGUAGAGAAACACUUAAUAUUAUUUUACAAAAGCAACAAGAAAUAUUAAAUUAUUUGAAACAUGGUCAAUCAUUUAUGCAGCAAGAAAGAAAAUUAGAUCUUUUACCUAGUAUGCCAUUUAAUGAUAUAAAUGACUUUCUGGAUUUUGAUGAAUCAUUAACACAUGAAAAUGUGCAGGAUCAAUUUAUAAUAAAAUUAAAAAAAUUACUUGUCAGUACUGAACAAAAAUCAGUUUCAAAUAUUAUGUCUAGUAUCAUGACAAAUGAAUUAUGCAGAAUUAUUUCUUGGAUUGGAAUAAAAAAUACAAUUGCAUUUGGAACUACUAAUAUGGUCAGCUUAAUUAUAGAUUUGAUACAAGAGCAUCAUCAUCUUAAUAUAGAUAAUGGUAAAGCUCGUAUUGCGGAGUGGCUUCGUAGAUGUGGAGAUAGAAUAGGUAAUGAAAUUAGAAAAAAUAGAAAAAGAGUUCAACAAGGAUAUUCUACUUAAUAAAUAUAAA